This is a messenger RNA of Entelurus aequoreus (snake pipefish), 1169 nucleotides long. RefSeq names its product ras-related protein Rab-11B. Lineage: Eukaryota; Metazoa; Chordata; Actinopteri; Syngnathiformes; Syngnathidae. Gene Ontology annotation, cellular component: recycling endosome. The record is from RefSeq and is a predicted model, not a curated record. Gene Ontology annotation, molecular function: GTP binding; GTPase activity. Gene Ontology annotation, biological process: regulated exocytosis; constitutive secretory pathway. Bases 166 to 822 code for a protein of 218 amino acids. The transcript is spliced from 6 exons.
UCUGCAGAGCUGGGAGCUCCGCGGUUCUGCAGCCGAGCUCGCCCUGUGACAGCAGCACUCUGGCGCAGACUCCUUCGCCACAUUUCUCCUGCCUUCUUCACCGUCACCACCCGCACCCCACUGCAUCAUCCCCCGUGGACGCACGUCGGCGUGGCCUCGUCUAGAAUGGGGAACCGGGACGAUGAGUACGAUUUCUUGUUCAAAGUUGUGUUAAUCGGGGACUCGGGCGUCGGCAAGAGCAACCUGCUCUCUCGAUUCACACGGAACGAGUUCAACCUGGAGAGCAAAAGCACCAUCGGCGUGGAGUUUGCCACGCGCAGCAUCCAGGUGGACGGCAAGACGAUAAAGGCCCAGAUCUGGGACACAGCGGGACAGGAACGCUACCGAGCCAUCACCUCGGCUUACUACAGGGGAGCAGUGGGGGCGCUCCUGGUCUACGACAUCGCCAAGCACCUGACCUACGAGAACGUGGAGCGCUGGCUGAAGGAGCUGAGGGACCACGCUGACAACAACAUCGUCAUCAUGCUGGUGGGCAACAAAAGCGACCUGCGCCACCUCAGGGCCGUGCCCACGGACGAGGCCCGCGCCUUCGCAGAGAAGAACAACUUGUCAUUCAUAGAAACUUCCGCCUUGGACUCCACAAACGUUGAAGAGGCCUUCAAGAACAUCCUCACAGAAAUCUACCGCAUCGUGUCGCAGAAACAGAUCGCGGAGCGAUCGGCUCACGACGAGUCCCCGGGGAACAACGUGGUGGACAUCAGCGUACCCCCCACCACGGACGGCCAGAGGGGGGGCAAGCUGCAGUGCUGCCAGAACCUGUAGCCCCAUUCCCACUGUUGGUGAUGCCACAGAAGGAAUUGAUUCCAAGUAGUAAUCUGACCCAGUAUCAGCCCACGAGGGAGUGCAAAAACACGAGUACCUGACUCAGCAAGGAUGGUGUCGUAAAGUCGCCGGUCCAGUCGCACCAGCACUCCUGUUCUUGGACUCCACUUCCUGUUCUUGGACUCCACUUCCUGUUCAGUCAUCUCAACGAGUGGUAGUAAUGCUGCUGAUGCUUAUUUCCUGUAAAAUAUAUUCCUUUUUUUCUUUGUUUUGGUUAUUGUUUUGAUAGCGUGUCUGCACACAUACAUUAUAUUAAUGCCAUGAAAAUAAAUUUUACAGUAUUAUGA